Messenger RNA from Impatiens glandulifera, 1749 nucleotides. Its product is annotated as protein POLLENLESS 3-LIKE 2-like. Lineage: Eukaryota; Viridiplantae; Streptophyta; Magnoliopsida; Ericales; Balsaminaceae. The transcript is spliced from 4 exons. Gene Ontology annotation, molecular function: protein binding. Bases 165 to 1574 code for a protein of 469 amino acids. The record is from RefSeq and is a predicted model, not a curated record.
GAAAAUUUCAAAACCCUAUUGUCGUCCGUUUCGCUUCUCUCUAUAUUGAGCUUUUUCCUGUUCUUCUUCUUCCUCCAUCUCUCUCUCUAAGAACACUCCAUACAUCUUGUGUUUCUCCUUCUUCACAAAUCUAAGAUUCCUAUAUUGCAUUCAAAUCGAAGAAGAUGUUGCAAGAUAUGUGGAAUGCUCCUCCAGGUUUCAGACCCACUAAAUCAGCUCCUGCAUCUCCGGCGAAGCCUCCAGGAAUCUCAAGAACACGUUCUGAUUCAUUUCAUGUCGCUCACAAAGUCCCAAUUGGAGACAGUCCUUACGUUAGAGCCAAGAAUGUUCAGUUGGUGGAUAAAGAUCCGGAAAGAGCGAUUCCCCUGUUCUGGUCGGCUAUUAACGCAGGAGAUAGAGUUGAUAGUGCUCUUAAAGACAUGGCCAUCGUUAUGAAACAGCAGAAUCGAGCGGAGGAAGCGAUUGAGGCUAUCAAAUCGCUUAGAAAUCGCUGUUCAGAUCAAGCUCAGGAAGCUCUUGAUAACAUCCUCUUGGAUCUGUACAAGAGAUGUGGAAGAUUGGAUGAUCAAAUCGGUUUGUUGAAACACAAAUUGUUCUUGAUUCAUCAAGGAAUGGCUUUCAAUGGUAAACGAACCAAAACCGCCCGAUCUCAGGGAAAGAAAUUUCAAGUCUCCGUCGAACAAGAAGCCACUCGAUUACUGGGAAAUCUGGGAUGGGCUCUAAUGCAACAGAAUAAUUACAUCGAAGCUGAAGAUGCAUAUCGAAAGGCAUUACUGAUUGCCCCCGACAACAACAAGAUGUGUAAUUUAGGUAUCUGUUUGAUGAAACAAGGAAGAAUUUCUGAAGCCAAACAGAACCUAAGACGGGUGAAGCCGGCAGUUUCGGACGGUCCAAGAGGAGUAGAUUCACAUUUGAAAGCAUAUGAGAGAGCCCAACAAAUGCUAACGGAUCUCGAAUCGGAAAUGAUGAACCGGAGCAUGGACCGGGUUGAACAAAGCAAAAUGUUCGAUGCUUUCCUCGGUUCUUCUUCCAUUUGGCAACCCCAGCCUUGUAGAGAGCCAUCAACAACAAAGAAUUCUAAUUUCUCCAAAACCCUAAUCGACGAAUUCCCCGAUGAGAACUCGGUCAUGAAUCUGAAUCCGAAUCAGAAACCACAACAGGUGAUGAUGGGUAAUAAUAAUAUUAACAAUUACUUGAACAUUGAUGCACAGCCAUUUUACUGCUCAAAUACUACAAGACUCCCACCUAAAGAUCUGUUUGGAAGUCAACAACAAAUUCAAGAGAAUCUUAAGAGGACUCGAUCUGUGAAAGCGGCGGUUGUUGCUGCUGCGGCGGCGGCGGCGGUGGUGGUGGUGGAGGAGGGUGAACCGGAGAAUAAGACAAGAAGGAAAUCAUUAGAGAAAUGGGAAAAUCUGCUUCCGGAUAAUAAGGAUUUUGAUGAUGCCAUUAUUGCAGCAGUUUUGGAAAGUGGGUGUGGAGAGGAGAAGAAGAAGAAGGUGGGAAUGGUGGUUGAUAAGAGGUUGAAAGUGUUUAAGGAUAUAACAUUGUGUUUGAGUCCAAAGAACAUGCCUUAAACAAACAAACAAAAAAGAAACAAACCUAGGGUUCAUGUUAUCUGAUGUAGGAUUAGUUUACUAAUUGUUAUGAUUAUUUUUUUAGGGUUUGUUUGGGAUGGAGAAUUGAACUCUUUCUCCUUUCAUUUUCAUUACUAAGAAUAAUGUUAAAUUGUAAUAGUAUAGUCAAUAGUAG